AUGGCGCUCGGCCUCCGCAUCGGCGCGCCUCCCAGCGACGCCGUGGUGUCCGCGGCCGCGAGCGGCGCCAGCAGCGCCGCCUGCGCCGCCGUCUGCUCCUCCGCCGCCCUCCGCCUCUUCUCCUUCGGCGCAUCGGCCCACCCCUGGUGCUGCUCGGCGCGCCGCUCGCCCCUCUCGAGCCUCUCCCUCUUCGUGGGCGGACGGGCGUACGCGAACAGCUCGUCGGCGUCGCCCGCCGCCGCCCGCCUUUCCGCGGGCACGAUGACAAAGGUCAUGGACGAUCCGGGCAUGUCAAACGGCUUGGAGGGACCCGGCUCGGGAACCGAAGGCCCAACAAAGGCCAAGGUUGAUCCGGCCAUGUCAAUAAUGCACGGGUCGGGGGGGCACGGGUCGGGGGGGCACGGGUCGGGGGGGCACGGGUCGGGGGGGCACGGGUCGGGGGGGCACGGCGGGGGGCACGGCGGGGGGCACGGCGGGGGGCACCGCGGGGGGCACGGCCUGCAAAUCACGAGCACCACGACGGCGAUGAUGAGAAUCAGGAUGAUGACAACGAGAAUGACGACAACAAUGAUGAUGACGGUCCAGCAGUUCUCGCACGGCGGCGAGGGCGGGACUGAAGGCGGUGGCGGCAGAGGUGGCGGCGAGGGCGGCGGCGACGGCGGAGGAGGCGAGGGCGGCGGCGAGGGCGGAGGAGGAGAGGGCGGUGGAGAGGGCGGCGGCGAGGGCGGAGGAGGCGAGGGCGGCGGAGAGGGCGGCGGCGAGGGCGGAGGCGAGGGCGGCGGAGAGGGCGGCGGAGAGGGAGGCGGGCUCGGCGGCGGCGGAGACGGAGGUGGCGGCGAGGGCGGCGGCGAGGGCAGAGGAGGCGAGGGCGGCGGAGAGGGCGGCGGCGGCGAGGGCGGAGGAGGCGAGGGCGGCGGAGAGGGCGGCGGCGGCGAGGGAGGCGGCGAGGGAGGCGGGCUCGGCGGCGGCGGCGAGGGAGGCGGCGAGGGAGGCGGGCUCGGCGGCGGCGGCGAGGGAGGCGGCGAGGGAGGCGGGCUCGGCGGCGGCGGCGAGGGAGGCGGCGAGGGAGGCGGAGAGGGCGGCGGCGGCGAGGGAGGCGGCGAGGGAGGCGGGCUCGGCGGCGGCGGCGAGGGAGGCGGCGAGGGAGGCGGGCUCGGCGGCGGAGGCGAGGGAGGCGGCGAGGGAGGCGGGCUCGGCGGCGGAGGCGAGGGAGGCGGCGAGGGAGGCGGAGAGGGCGGCGGCGGCGAGGGAGGCGGCGAGGGAGGCGGAGAGGGCGGCGGCGGCGAGGGAGGCGGCGAGGGAGGCGGGCUCGGCGGCGGCGGUGAGGGAGGCGGCGAGGGAGGCGGGCUCGGCGGCGGCGGCGAGGGAGGCGGCGAGGGAGGCGGAGAGGGCGGCGGCGGCGAGGGAGGCGGCGAGGGAGGCGGAGAGGGCGGCGGCGGCGAGGGAGGCGGCGAGGGAGGCGGGCUCGGCGGCGGCGGCGAGGGAGGCGGCGAGGGAGGCGGGCUCGGCGGCGGAGGCGAGGGAGGCGGCGAGGGAGGCGGAGAGGGCGGCGGCGGCGAGGGAGGCGGCGAGGGAGGCGGGCUCGGCGGCGGCGGCGAGGGAGGCGGCGAGGGAGGCGGGCUCGGCGGCGGCGGCGAGGGAGGCGGCGAGGGAGGCGGAGAGGGCGGCGGCGGCGAGGGAGGCGGCGAGGGAGGCGGAGAGGGCGGCGGCGGCGAGGGAGGCGGCGAGGGAGGCGGGCUCGGCGGCGGAGGCGAGGGAGGCGGCGAGGGAGGCGGAGAGGGCGGCGGCGGCGAGGGAGGCGGCGAGGGAGGCGGGCUCGGCGGCGGAGGCGAGGGAGGCGGCGAGGGAGGCGGAGAGGGCGGCGGCGGCGACGGAGGCGGCGAGGGAGGCGGGCUCGGCGGCGGCGGCGAGGGAGGCGGCGAGGGAGGCGGGCUCGGCGGCGGCGGCGAGGGAGGCGGCGAGGGAGGCGGGCUCGGCGGCGGCGGCGAGGGAGGCGGCGAGGGAGGCGGAGAGGGCGGCGGCGGCGAGGGAGGCGGCGAGGGAGGCGGAGAGGGCGGCGGCGGCGAGGGAGGCGGCGAGGGAGGCGGGCUCGGCGGCGGCGGCGAGGGAGGCGGCGAGGGAGGCGGAGUCGGCGGCGGCGGCGAGGGAGGCGGCGAGGGAGGCGGACUCGGCGGCGGCGGCGAGGGAGGCGGCGAGGGAGGCGGAGUCGGCGGCGGCGGCGAGGGAGGCGGCGAGGGAGGCGGAGUCGGCGGCGGCGGCGAGGGAGGCGGCGAGGGAGGCGGGCUCGGCGGCGGCGGCGAGGGAGGCGGCGAGGGAGGCGGAGUCGGCGGCGGCGGCGAGGGAGGCGGCGAGGGAGGCGGGCUCGGCGGCGGCGGCGAGGGAGGCGGCGAGGGAGGCGGAGAGGGCGGCGGCGGCGAGGGAGGCGGCGAGGGAGGCGGGCUCGGCGGCGGCGGCGAGGGAGGCGGCGAGGGAGGCGGGCUCGGCGGCGGAGGCGAGGGAGGCGGCGAGGGAGGCGGGCUCGGCGGCGGCGGUGAGGGAGGCGGCGAGGGAGGCGGAGAGGGCGGCGGCGGCGAGGGAGGCGGCGAGGGAGGCGGAGAGGGCGGCGGCGGCGAGGGAGGCGGCGAGGGAGGCGGGCUCGGCGGCGGAGGCGAGGGAGGCGGCGAGGGAGGCGGGCUCGGCGGCGGAGGCGAGGGAGGCGGCGAGGGAGGCGGAGAGGGCGGCGGAGGCGAGGGAGGCGGCGAGGGAGGCGGAGAGGGCGGCGGCGGCGAGGGAGGCGGCGAGGGAGGCGGAGAGGGCGGCGGCGGCGAGGGAGGCGGCGAGGGAGGCGGGCUCGGCGGCGGAGGCGAGGGAGGCGGCGAGGGAGGCGGAGAGGGCGGUGGCGGCGAGGGAGGCGGCGAGGGAGGCGGAGAGGGCGGCGGCGGCGAGGGAGGCGGCGAGGGAGGCGGAGAGGGCGGCGGCGGCGAGGGAGGCGGCGAGGGAGGCGGGCUCGGCGGCGGAGGCGAGGGAGGCGGCGAGGGAGGCGGGCUCGGCGGCGGAGGCGAGGGAGGCGGCGAGGGAGGCGGGCUCGGCGGCGGCGGCGAGGGAGGCGGCGAGGGAGGCGGAGAGGGCGGCGGCGGCGAGGGAGGCGGCGAGGGAGGCGGAGAGGGCGGCGGCGGCGAGGGAGGCGGCGAGGGAGGCGGGCUCGGCGGCGGCGGCGAGGGAGGCGGCGAGGGAGGCGGAGAGGGCGGCGGCGGCGAGGGAGGCGGCGAGGGAGGCGGAGAGGGCGGCGGCGGCGAGGGAGGCGGCGAGGGAGGCGGGCUCGGCGGCGGCGGCGAGGGAGGCGGCGAGGGAGGCGGGCUCGGCGGCGGCGGCGAGGGAGGCGGCGAGGGAGGCGGGCUCGGCGGCGGCGGCGAGGGAGGCGGCGAGGGAGGCGGAGAGGGCGGCGGCGGCGAGGGAGGCGGCGAGGGAGGCGGGCUCGGCGGCGGAGGCGAGGGAGGCGGCGAGGGAGGCGGGCUCGGCGGCGGCGGCGAGGGAGGCGGCGAGGGAGGCGGGCUCGGCGGCGGCGGCGAGGGAGGCGGCGAGGGAGGCGGGCUCGGCGGCGGCGGCGAGGGAGGCGGCGAGGGAGGCGGGCUCGGCGGCGGCGGCGAGGGAGGCGGCGAGGGAGGCGGAGAGGGCGGCGGCGGCGAGGGAGGCGGCGAGGGAGGCGGGCUCGGCGGCGGCGGCGAGGGAGGCGGCGAGGGAGGCGGGCUCGGCGGCGGCGGCGAGGGAGGCGGCGAGGGAGGCGGGCUCGGCGGCGUCGGCGAGGAAGGCGGCGAUGGCGGCGACGGCGGAGGCGGCGAGGGCGGCGGAGAGGGCGGCGGCGACGGCGGAGGAGGCGAGGGCGGCGGCGUAGGCGGCGGCGGCGGCGGAGGAUAUGUUUGUCGCGGAUUGAAGGCGGAGAAGAGAAAGUUUCGCCCCGAAUCAUAA
Emiliania huxleyi CCMP1516 is the source of this 3945-nucleotide messenger RNA. RefSeq lists its product as hypothetical. The coding region runs from base 1 to 3945 and encodes 1314 amino acids. The transcript has 3 exons. The record is from RefSeq and is a predicted model, not a curated record. Lineage: Eukaryota; Haptophyta; Isochrysidales; Noelaerhabdaceae.